Messenger RNA from Caenorhabditis briggsae, 789 nucleotides. Bases 1 to 789 code for a protein of 262 amino acids. The transcript is spliced from 6 exons. NCBI's taxonomy places the organism in Eukaryota, Metazoa, Nematoda, Chromadorea, Rhabditida, Rhabditidae. The record is from RefSeq and is a predicted model, not a curated record. Gene Ontology annotation, biological process: phospholipid metabolic process; arachidonate secretion. Gene Ontology annotation, molecular function: A2-type glycerophospholipase activity.
AUGAAAAUAAUUUUCUCGAUUUUCCUACUUAUCACCAUUUCUUCUGCUGUUCCACUUCUGGACCGCCCCACAAGAGAUGUCUGGACUCCGAUUGAAAUACUUCUUUACGCAAGUAAAACGGUAGUGAAUCGAGACUCAUGGUUUUGCGGAUCCACCGAUCUCCAGAUGGCCGCUUCGCAUGGAGUAAUUGCAACUAGUUGUAAUGAGAAAAUGCCUGAAAUAAACCACUGUUGUGCUGUUCACGAUUCCUGCUACGAUAACUACUAUGGAUUCCAAAAACAUUGCGACUGGGAGUUCUGUAAUUGCCUUGAACGCGCCAUGACAAGAACUCCUAGACUUCCAUCAACAUGCACUAAAAUUCCAACCCAUGCCGCUUGUCAUCUAGUUCAAUGGUUCGGAGACAGCUCUCAAAAGAGCCAAAAACCAAAACAAGACCCAAUUGGUUUUCAUCCAGCACUCAAUCAGACUGUUAUUCAAGAAUACAACAAACUGUACAAAGAAUGUGCUGGGUUCAGAAAACCUAUCACCAGUUGCGCCUAUAACCAUAUGGUGUGUACUUUGGAGAUGUUACCUCAAGAACGAUACAAUCAAGAAUACACGGAUUGUAGAGAUCAACUUGUGAACUGUAUAAAUGAGAGUGCUACAUUUUUGGAGAUGAGAAAAUCGACAGUUUGUGCCGCUCAGCUUGAUAUUGCGUUGGAAGCCAUCAAAGAUGAUGCUCGUCUUUCGGGAAUGUCUGCCGACUACUUUUAUGUGAACACCAACACGACUGCUCAAGAUAUUCAGUAG